Molecule: messenger RNA, 297 nt
Organism: Prorocentrum cordatum
Lineage: Eukaryota; Dinophyceae; Prorocentrales; Prorocentraceae
Source: the annotation of a GenBank genome assembly
GUCCACGCCCAAAAGAAGAUCUCAGAGUACUUCGACAGCACGAACGAGGCCUGGAGCAAACGCGACCUGGAGCAGGGCGUUGACCGCGACGUGCCGAUCGAGUUCGACAGAGUCAUGAACUUGGUCGAGGCUUCGCCAAACCACGUCCACAGGCACGACGGGCUGCACGAGGCGCGCCUGUUCUCGAUGGCCCACAGUCGUUCCGUGCUCGCCCACUUCGGCAAACACCAGCUCGCUACGAUGCUAACGUGCCAGAUCGGCGACGGAUGCGAGGGCAAGCCCACGCCUGCUGCCGCG